AUGGUAGCAUGUCUCGAAGAUCUUCCUGUGGAAUUAUGGAUAUCAAUUUUUGCUUACCUCGAAGCACAUGACCUUCUUCAAGCAUUUUCCAACCUCAAUUAUUAUUUCGAUCAGAUUAUCUCGUCAGAUUAUAUUCUAUUUCACGUUCGAUUAGUCUUCAAUCAAUUGAUCUACACAAAACAUCUCACAUACCAGAAUUUCUGCGAUGGCAUUGUACAAAACUGA
This is a messenger RNA of Adineta ricciae, 225 nucleotides long. NCBI's taxonomy places the organism in Eukaryota, Metazoa, Rotifera, Eurotatoria, Adinetida, Adinetidae. The record is from the annotation of a GenBank genome assembly.